Molecule: messenger RNA, 2846 nt
Organism: Epinephelus fuscoguttatus (brown-marbled grouper)
Lineage: Eukaryota; Metazoa; Chordata; Actinopteri; Perciformes; Serranidae
Product: polyadenylate-binding protein 1A-like
Exons: 14
Coding region: 554-2452 (632 amino acids)
Cellular component (GO): ribonucleoprotein complex
Molecular function (GO): RNA binding
Source: RefSeq, a predicted model, not a curated record
AACCCCGGCUGCCAGUGCUGUGUGAGUGCGCGUGUGCCCUGAGCUCGCUCGGCACACAUUCUAUAAAAAAAUAAAAAUACAAAAAAAAUUCAAAACAUAAAAAAAUAACACAAAAAUCGUUUUUUUCUUUUUGUAACAACGGUGAAGCUGGAUUAGACACUCGAGGACUGGACGGUAACGUAUAAGAAAGGGCUACCUAACGUUAAAGACGAAAGACAAUUUUUUUUCCCCCCAGUCGACGUGUUACUGGUCCAGAAGCGAAGCUAAGUAACGUUUAUUUGCUUUUAUCGUCGUGUCAAAUUUGAAUGACAGUUUUAAUACCAGUACAAGUCGACAUUGUGCCAUUUUAACUUGCUCAUCUUAUAAUUUUUUACUUAAAAACCCUUCAACUGACAAGCCAACGGUUGUUAACGUUUACCAUCAGCAUUCUGCCCCUAACUGACGUGACGUUAGCGACCGUGAGGGAACCAAGCGUUUGUACUGUCGCCGAAAACUUUUUUCGUUAAAAUCAGGCUUCGUCCGAGUACUUUGCUAGCUUCCGCGGACAACGACGAUGAACCCCAGUGCUCCCAGUUACCCCAUGGCCUCCCUGUACGUCGGGGAUCUGCAUCAAGAUGUGACCGAGGCCAUGCUUUACGAGAAAUUCAGCCCAGCCGGAGCUAUCCUGUCGAUCCGGGUCUGUAGGGACAUGAUCACCCGGCGUUCCCUCGGAUACGCCUAUGUCAACUUCCAACAGCCAGCAGACGCCGAGCGUGCGCUGGACACAAUGAACUUUGACGUGAUCAAGGGGCGGCCUGUGCGCAUUAUGUGGUCACAGCGUGAUCCCUCACUGAGAAAGAGUGGUGUGGGAAACAUCUUCAUCAAGAAUCUGGACAAGUCCAUCGACAACAAGGCUCUAUACGACACCUUCUCUGCUUUUGGCAACAUCCUGUCAUGCAAGGUGGUUUGUGACGAGAAUGGCUCUAAAGGCUACGGCUUUGUGCAUUUUGAGACUCAGGAGGCAGCCGAACGAGCCAUUGAGAAAAUGAAUGGCAUGCUGCUCAAUGACCGAAAAGUAUUUGUGGGUCGCUUCAAAUCUCGCAAAGAGCGCGAGGCUGAGCUGGGUGCCCGAGCUAAGGAGUUCACAAAUGUCUACGUUAAAAACUUUGGUGAGGACAUGGAUGAUGAGAAGCUGAGGGAAGUCUUCAGUAAAUACGGAAACGCCAUGAGCAUCCGUGUCAUGACAGAUGACACCGGAAAGUCUCGAGGCUUCGGGUUUGUCAGCUUUGAGAGGCACGAGGACGCCCAGAAGGCAGUGGACGAGAUGAAUGGGAAGGAGUUCAACGGCAAGCUCAUCUAUGUCGGCCGUGCCCAGAAGAAGGUGGAGCGACAGACGGAGCUGAAGCGUAAAUUUGAGCAAAUGAAACAAGACCGCAUGACUCGCUACCAGGGUGUCAACUUGUACGUGAAGAAUCUUGAUGACGGAAUUGACGAUGAACGCCUGCGAAAGGAGUUCGCACCAUUUGGCACCAUAACCAGUGCUAAGGUCAUGAUGGAGGGCGGGCGCAGCAAAGGUUUCGGCUUUGUCUGCUUCUCUUCCCCAGAGGAGGCCACCAAAGCAGUGACGGAAAUGAACGGACGCAUAGUAGCCACCAAGCCAUUGUAUGUGGCCCUGGCCCAGCGGAAAGAGGAGCGUCAAGCCCACCUGACCAACCAGUACAUGCAGCGCAUGGCCAGUGUGCGUGCAGUGCCAAACCCAGUCAUCAAUCCCUACCAACCAGCCCCACCCUCUGGGUACUUCAUGGCAGCCAUACCUCAGGCCCAGAACCGUGCUGCUUACUACCCAGCUGCUGGGCAGAUGGCCCAGCUCCGCCCGAGCCCACGCUGGGCCACCCAAGGUGUCCGACCACAGCACUUCCAGAACAUGCCAGGUGCUAUGCGUCCCUCAGCACCACGCCCUCAGACCUUUGGUGCCAUGCGGCCGGCCUCCCAGGUGCCCCGUAUGAUGUCUGCCCAGCGCGUCGCAGCCCAGACCAUGGGCCCCCGACCAGCCACCGCAGCAGCCAGCGCCCCUGUGCGUGGAGUCCCUCAGUACAAAUAUGCCGCAGGAGUCCGCAAUCCCCAGCAGCACAUGCCCGCCCAGCCACAAGUCCCCAUGCAGCAGCCUGCUGUUCAUGUUCAGGGACAGGAGCCUCUGACGGCCUCCAUGCUGGCCGCUGCUCCACCACAGGAACAGAAGCAGAUGCUGGGUGAGCGUCUGUUCCCACUGAUCCAGGCCAUGCACCCAAGCCUGGCAGGGAAGAUCACUGGCAUGUUGCUGGAAAUUGACAACUCAGAGCUGCUCCACAUGCUGGAGUCCCCAGAGUCUCUCCGCUCAAAGGUGGAUGAGGCGGUGGCUGUGCUCCAGGCCCACCAGGCAAAGGAGGCCGCUCAGAAGACUGUGACAAAUUCAGCUGGUGUCCCGAGUGUCUAAACAUAAGAGUGGGGAACCUCGAGACUAGCUUCACCGAUGGACAAAAGAAUUUAACAGUGAAAAAAUUGAAAAUACACAAAACAAAGUAAAAAGAAGUGAAAUGAUAUAUUAAAAAAAUACAGAUGGUAACAAGUCUCCAGCCAGGCCUAUAAUGAACAGAAACAGCAGGCCUGAUUUGCUGAGUUAAAAAGAAAAAAACACACAAAAAAAGAGAAAAAGUUAAAAUACAAAAUGACCCGUUUGAGGGGUUUUAGAGUUCUGUGACAACAUAAAGUUUGAGCAUUCCUUUUUGCCAUUUUAUCCCUUUUAAAUGUUUGAAUGUUUUGGCUGCAGAAGCCUGUUGUUGUGAAAUUUCCCUUCACCUUGGCUUGCUUGAAUAAAACUUAUAAAAUAA